Messenger RNA from Phaeodactylum tricornutum CCAP 1055/1, 668 nucleotides. RefSeq lists its product with no specific name. The transcript has a single exon. Bases 18 to 533 code for a protein of 171 amino acids. Lineage: Eukaryota; Bacillariophyta; Bacillariophyceae; Surirellales; Neidiaceae. The record is from RefSeq and is a predicted model, not a curated record.
CAUCAAUCUUCGAGAGCAUGAUCAAAAAUCUUAUUUUCCCCCUCUUUGCGUUAGGAUCAGCCCUACACAUCUCAAACGCGUGGGCUCCUACUUCAGUAUCGCUCCUCGGCAGGAAUCGAGAAAUUACUCCCUUAUCUCUUCUUUCUGCUACUGACUCGGUUGACGGGAAUAAUGACGCUAUAAAAGACACAGUUUACGACGCAACAGAUGACGUCCAAGAUGCUGCUGAAAACGCAGCUGACGACCUCGGGGACUCUGCCAAGGACACUUCGGAUAGUUUCGCAAACGCAGCCGAGGACGCCUCGGAAAAUGUCGCGGAAGCCGCAGAAGGUGCAAAAGAAAACAUUGAUCCGGACCAGGCCUUCGAUGACAAGAGCACCUGGUCUAAGGUCAAAGAGACCGCUGGCGAUGCCAAAGACUAUGUGCAACAGAAGGCUAGCAAUGCUAAAGACAAAGUUAAAGAUAUGGCGUCUGCCGCGAAAGAGAAGGCAAUUGAUGUCAAGGAUGCCGCUGUUGGUGGGAGCGACGACUAGGUGCACGAGGAAAUUUACACUCACCACCAAUGCUACGUCAGUCGGACUCUACACCCAUCUCCCUCGAGUAUUAGUAGCAAUAUAAAACAAAUAAUUUUAGUUCGUUAAAUAAGUUCUUAUACGUAAAGCGGUGGC